Melampsora larici-populina 98AG31 is the source of this 531-nucleotide messenger RNA. RefSeq lists its product as uncharacterized. The coding region runs from base 1 to 531 and encodes 176 amino acids. Lineage: Eukaryota; Fungi; Basidiomycota; Pucciniomycetes; Pucciniales; Melampsoraceae. The record is from RefSeq and is a predicted model, not a curated record. The transcript has 4 exons.
AUGGUUAACAGGAAGCUUUCACAUGUUCCUUCGUCCUCCAACGGGCAAAUCGAUGUGAUGUCCCGUGUCCUUCGUACCCGCAGCUAUCAAGCGCUCCUGGGUCGAGCCCGAGCUGCUCGUCCUCCUGGUCAAUCUAGAGCUGGUGAUUCGAUUUUCGCGUGUACCCCAGGUUUCUCUGCGGUCUCGGAAGGUUUGGGUCCUGCGAUUUUCAAUAGCCGUUCGCCAGUGACAUCCCCCUUCAAAGAUCCUUCGAAACGGUCGCAUCUCUCCAAUUCCGUGUAUAACCCGUCCUUUCAUACUCCUGCUGGCCUCUCUCGAUCUGGGUCGCAAUCGUCUUUGGGUUACAAUCCUCAUAUCAAUCCCAUGAUCUUCGAUACCCCCAUUUCUUUGGAAAACACUCCCGUUGGUUCUCCUUCCACCGUCUGCAGUACCCUGCCUACUGAUCCGAACACCCAAGCGUCUUCUUCGAAUAAGAGGCCUGCGAAGGACAUUGACGUUGAAAGUGAGGAUCUUGAAGAAGAGGAUGCCUGA